Onychomys torridus (southern grasshopper mouse) is the source of this 683-nucleotide messenger RNA. RefSeq names its product sorting nexin 12 (gene Snx12). The record is from RefSeq and is a predicted model, not a curated record. The transcript is spliced from 6 exons. Gene Ontology annotation, biological process: late endosome to Golgi transport; endocytic recycling. Gene Ontology annotation, cellular component: retromer complex; early endosome membrane. Bases 133 to 633 code for a protein of 166 amino acids. Gene Ontology annotation, molecular function: phosphatidylinositol-3-phosphate binding. NCBI's taxonomy places the organism in Eukaryota, Metazoa, Chordata, Mammalia, Rodentia, Cricetidae.
GUGCGCGCGUGCGCGUCGCCGCUGUCUGUGGGUUGGCUGGUUAUUUUGCAAGCGGGAGGGGCCGUGCGCGCUCUUGCCUCAGGCCUCUGUCCCCCCACCCCCUUCGCCGGUACCGGUCUCUUCUUAGGAAAGAUGUCGGACACGGCAGUGGCUGACACUCGGCGCCUUAACUCGAAGCCUCAGGACCUGACCGAUGCUUACGGGCCGCCAAGUAACUUCCUGGAGAUAGACAUCUUUAAUCCACAGACGGUGGGCGUGGGCCGCGCGCGCUUCACCACCUAUGAGGUUCGCAUGCGGACAAACCUACCCAUCUUCAAGCUGAAAGAAUCCUGUGUACGGCGACGCUACAGUGACUUUGAGUGGCUGAAAAAUGAACUGGAGCGAGAUAGUAAGAUUGUAGUACCACCACUGCCUGGGAAAGCCUUGAAGCGGCAGCUUCCUUUUCGAGGAGAUGAAGGGAUCUUUGAGGAAUCUUUCAUUGAAGAAAGGAGACAGGGCCUCGAACAGUUUAUUAACAAAAUUGCUGGGCACCCACUGGCUCAGAAUGAACGCUGUCUACACAUGUUCCUGCAGGAGGAGUCAAUUGAUAGGAACUACGUCCCUGGGAAGGUGAUUGUGAUAUUAGAAGCAUGACAGAACAGAUUGCUAAAAGGGGCUGCAGAGAUGGCUCAGAGCUCUGAUGG